GUGAAAGGUGGAGCGUUUUAAUCUUGGGUCAGCAUAAGAAAGCGGCGUGGAUACUGUCGUGGUAACAAGAGCUUGAGCAUUAGAAAAUUGGGUGCUAGAAAAAAGCAUAAGUGGAGGCGUUUCCUUAGUGUGGUGCGUUAAGUCAGAUCGAAGAGUAUAGUUUUCAAGUUGGAAAGUGUUUGAGUUGUCUUAGUCGAGUACAAACGGCAAGAUGGCAGCAGUAGCUCCCGCUUUGGCGAAUCCGGCUGAUGCCUUUAACUUCCUCGUGCAGCAGGCGAAUCUGGAUAGGCCAGACCCUGUUCGAGUGGCAUUUGUCAAGAACAUUGUGGUAAUAUUUGUUUGUGGUUUAAUUCUUGCCUGAUGUCAUAAGUGGAGAUCGUUACGUUCGCGACUUUUGUUUCUCUUCGGAUACUUCUUGUUUGGGGAUGGAUUUUAUUGAGUUACCUCCUUAAGUGAAGAAAGUAUGUUUAUGAAAUGAAUUGUGUCACAGCAAACGGAAUUCGGCACGGUUAUUGCAUCGACAAGCGAGACGGAUUUGCAAGUGAUCGAGAGGCAUCGAAUCAAUGCGAACCUCCAUGAGAGAUCGUUUCCUAGGACGGUGGAAAUCGUGAACAUAGUCAUCAGAGAUGCGACCGUUAUGUUGCUAUUGGACGGGUAUGUGGCCGCUGUCCCUGCCGUUGAUCAAAUAGUUGAUGCGGCUGGCGUCGUGAUUCAGCCAGCGGCGGCAGCGAUCCCUGCUCAGAUGCCUCGCGAUGUGAUUUCAAACGCGCAAAGGCUGGGAUUUGAUGUGUUACAGGUAAUUGCUAUUGUGUGGUCGUGUGUUGAGUUGUUACUUAUGUGUUAUAACAGGAAGACUGAAGCGUAAGACUAAUUGAUCUUUAAGUGUUCUAUGAAUGUUGAGUUGAGGUUUAAAGUAAUAAUGUGUGACUGUCAGGUAUUUUUCGUAAAUCUGUCGAGACACCACGACAGCGUGUUGUUACGGGAGUCUAUCGAAGAGGUGUAUAAAACGAAGAUUGCCAGGAUGGCAGGCGUCCAAGUCUUGAU
This is a messenger RNA of Amoebophrya sp. A25, 1044 nucleotides long. Lineage: Eukaryota; Dinophyceae; Syndiniales; Amoebophryaceae. The record is from the annotation of a GenBank genome assembly.